CGCAGGCGCGCUGUGUGCUCCGCCGUCCGUGCCGCAGUGGGGUGCCCCGUCCCGGCCCGUCCGCCGUCGGUGCGCCAUGGGCGGCAGGAUCGAGUGCGUGUUCUUCAGCGAGUUCCACCCCACGCUGGGCCCCAAGAUCACCUACCAGGUACCGGAGGACUUCAUCUCUCGGGAGCUGUUCGACACCAUCCAGGUGUAUGUCAUCACCAAGCCCGAGCUGCAGAACAAGCUGAUCACCGUGACAGCCAUGGAGAAGAAGCUGAUUGGCUGCCCCGUGUGUAUUGAGCACAAGAAGUACAGCCGAAACGCUCUGCUCUUCAAUCUGGGCUUCGUGUGCGAUGCCAGAGCCAAGGCCUGUGCGCUGGAGCCCAUAGUGAAGAAGCUGGCUGGGUACCUGACCACCCUGGAGCUGGAAAGUGGCUUCAUCUCCAAUGAGGAGAGUAAGCAGAAGCUGGUUCCCAUCAUGACCAUCCUGCUGGAGGAGCUGAAUGCCAAAGGAAAAUGCACCUUGCCCAUAGACGAGUCCAACACCAUCCACCUGAAGGUGAUCGAGCAGCGCCCGGACCCCCCCAUUGUGCAGGAGUACGAUGUCCCCGUCUUCACCCAAGACAAGGAUGACUUCUUCAACUCCCAGUGGGAUCUCACCACGCAGCAGAUCCUGCCCUACAUCGAUGGCUUUCGGCACGUCCAGAAGAUUUCUGCAGAAGCUGAUGUGGAGCUGAACCUGGUGCGCAUCGCAGUGCAAAACCUGCUGUAUUAUGGGGUUGUUACACUCGUCUCCAUCCUCCAGUACUCCAAUGUCUACUGCACCACACCGAAGGUCCAGGAUUUAGUGGAUGACAAGUGUCUGCAGGAGGAGUGUCUGUCCUAUGUCACCAAACAAGGGCACAAGCGCGCCAGCCUCAGGGAUGUGUUCCAGCUGUACUGUGGGCUGAGCCCUGGCACAACAGUGCGAGACCUCAUCUCCCGCUACACCCUGCAGCUCCAGAGGGUGGACGAGAGGAGGCUCAUCCAGUUUGGUUUGAUGAAGGGCCUUAUCCGACGGCUGCAGAAAUACCCCGUGAAGGUCGCCCGGGACGAGCGGAGCCACCCGGCGCGGCUGUACACAGGCUGCCACAGCUACGAUGAGAUCUGCUGCAAGACCGGCAUGAGUUACAAGGAGCUGGAUGAGCGCCUGGAGAACGACCCCAACAUCAUCGUGUGCUGGAAGUGACGGCGGAGAUGUCCCGUCCCCCCCGGUUGUGACCCCAGAGCCCGGUGCCCCCCGCCGGCCGCCGUGUGUCCUCCGCGCCGCCAGGGGGCGGCAGGGGGCGGUGAAGGCACCACCAGCGCUCUCCCGUUGCCGUAGCGACGCCGACGCCGCCGCCAUGGCCGCCCCGGGGCCGGUGCUGUUGCCCGGCGAGGCCGAGGCGCUGGUGCGGGCGCUGCAGGGCACCGAGCUGCGGGACAUCGGCGGGCAGCGAUGGCUCCGGCAGCAGGAGGCUGUGGAGAAGCUCAACAUGGACGCCAUCCUGAGUGCCUCUGCAGGCCAGGAGCAGCUCCUCACUGAGCUGCUGGUCACCUACGCCAAGGUGAGCUCCUUGCGUGUGGUGGUGAUCCCCGUGCCAGGCCUUCAGCUGGAGCUGGGGGCGGCUGGUGGUGAACAGUGUGCAAUUUUGGGGUAAAAUGGCAAAGAAUCGGUUGUAUCUGUGAGCAGGUUGGGUUGGGUUUCCAUUAAAGCUCAAGCUGCGGUGUUUCUA
Melopsittacus undulatus (budgerigar) is the source of this 1739-nucleotide messenger RNA. RefSeq names its product NPR2 like, GATOR1 complex subunit (gene NPRL2). Gene Ontology annotation, molecular function: GTPase activator activity. The transcript is spliced from 12 exons. NCBI's taxonomy places the organism in Eukaryota, Metazoa, Chordata, Aves, Psittaciformes, Psittaculidae. Bases 77 to 1213 code for a protein of 378 amino acids. The record is from RefSeq and is a predicted model, not a curated record. Gene Ontology annotation, cellular component: GATOR1 complex; vacuolar membrane. Gene Ontology annotation, biological process: negative regulation of TORC1 signaling; positive regulation of autophagy; cellular response to amino acid starvation.